UGGAGUGCUUGUUGCAUGCGAUCAUAGCAAUUGCGCCACAUUUAAAAGAGGACAAGUCGAUGGCGAGUAACGAUGUUGAGAAAUAUAUAAAGCACUGCAUGCGUAUGAGUCUCAGUGGUAUGCCACGACAAGCAAAAUUUGCUGUUCGCUGUAUCGCUGCAUUAUUGAACACGGAGAAAGCGCGAGCACAACUAACAACUGUUUUUCGGGAAUCGUUGAAGCGCAUCACUUUGUCUGAUCCACAGUGCUGCACAGCACUGAAAGCAUUAGGCUCAUGUAUUGAAGCAGAUGCAGUGGGAUUUUCCGAACAACUUCACCCAGUUAUUGAGGUAUUUAUGUUAUUUUUGCAGAAAUCGUCAAAGACGAAAUGCAGGAGAGAGUUGAAAGAUGAAGGUGUUGAGGUUUUUUGCUGUCCUUAGUG
This is a messenger RNA of Gongylonema pulchrum, 421 nucleotides long. The record is from the annotation of a GenBank genome assembly. NCBI's taxonomy places the organism in Eukaryota, Metazoa, Nematoda, Chromadorea, Rhabditida, Gongylonematidae.